AUGGAAAAGAACAUCUCAACAACAAACCGCAAGGCUCGUACAUCCAGAGUGAUCGACGGCCCCGAAGGUCUGCAUGGCGAUCCGGAAGACAGAUUCGAACGCCGCCAGACUGGUAAUUUCCAAAUCGUCGAUGACGGUGAAACCGGUGGGUCGCGCAUGUCGCAGCUUCAGUUCGGCAACCAUGAAUCAAUGACCCUGGACGACAUUCCAAGGAUUGUCCAAGCACAGCAAACGAGAGAGCAGAGACCCAACGCUUCCAAGUUCCAUCGUGGUCCCAUGAUACCUCAGGAACCAAGACCGAAGCUCGUCAACAAUGGCCAUACACGACACGUCUCGCUCGGUAACGACGACAAGCCAGCUCUCAUGGAGGGUGGUGCGUUCAAGACGAAGAAGUAUUUCUCCGAACUGUCAGCACUUGAAUAUUUCAUCGUUCGUCACGUAGCCGUACUUUCAAUGGAGCCUCUUCUUGAGGGCCAUUUCAACCAGGAAGAGUUGCUUGACCUCAUUGAGACGAAGAGACCCACAUUCUGGGGUAAAUUUGGGAAGGCUUUCAAGCCUGAGACAGGCAAGAAACCCAAAGGCAACAAGCGGGGCAUCUUUGGUGUGUCUCUUGAGCAGCUGGUAGAAAAAGACUACGCGGAAUCAACAGAUGGCAUUGGGCCGGGUGCCUUGCGCAUCCCCGUUCUUAUCCAGGACGCGAUAUCGGCAAUGCGGACAAUGGACAUGUCUGUCGAGNGGGUUUUCCGCAAGAACGGUAACAUCAAGAGACUCAACGACGUCAAAGAAGAGAUCGACUCCAAGGAGAUGGUCGACGUUGAUCUUACGAAAGAAAAUCCGGUUCAAGUCGCCGCACUUCUCAAGAAGUUCCUACGAGAGCUGCCGGAUCCUCUUAUGACAUUCAAGCUGCAUAAGUUGUGGAUAACGUCACAAAGUAAGUUUUUUACUUUGUAA
Molecule: messenger RNA, 951 nt
Organism: Aureobasidium uvarum
Lineage: Eukaryota; Fungi; Ascomycota; Dothideomycetes; Dothideales; Saccotheciaceae
Source: the annotation of a GenBank genome assembly